CCACCGGUCCAGCAUGCAAAGUGAAGAGUCCAGCAAUGUAUACGAAAACAUGGAGAAUGUUAGAUUUUAUGCAGUUCCCAAUUUGGAAGGCACAAGAGGGGAAGAAGUUUAUGACCAAACUGAGGAAGCCUCACUGUCCCCUUCUCCGACUGCUACACCAGAUGGGGUGUAUGCAAUCUGUACAAAGAGCCCUGAAAACAGCCAAAGUAGCUCGGUCUCCUCUCAGCAUGGGUACGAUGUGGGAGAAGAGUCUGAUUUUUCUCAGCAAGAAGACCAACAACACCAGGAAGAUAUUCAGCUGCUGAGCCCAAGAGAGGGUGACCAAAGUACAGCAAGUAUGGCAUUUGAAUACGAAGUCACGGCUUUGGCCGAUUCCAGUCAGAAGAAGGUCCAAGGCAUGUCCAAAAACUUCUCCACUACUGUCAGGUUUCCACACUACAACUCAGAAGAAAACAACAACUUUCCAAAAGAGGAUCAUGAAAUUUUCCUCAUAGUCAAAGCUGGUGUGGAUGGAGAAAGCAUUGGGAACUGUCCUUUCUCACAACGUCUCUUCAUGAUUCUGUGGCUUAAAGGGGUUGUGUUCAAUGUAACCACAGUUGACUUGAAAAGAAAGCCAGCAGAUUUGCAUAAUUUGGCUCCUGGAACCCACCCUCCAUUUCUGACUUUUAAUGGCGAAGUCAAGACAGAUAUCAACAAAAUCGAGGAAUUCUUAGAGGAGACCCUUUCGCCUCCCAAGUAUCCAAAGCUGGCGGCCAAGCACCGUGAAUCCAACACUGCAGGGAUAGAUAUCUUCUCCAAAUUCUCAGCAUAUAUCAAAAACACCAAGCAACAGGACAAUGCCAGUCUGGAGAGAGGCUUAACCAAGGCUUUGAAGAAGCUGGAUGACUACCUGCGGAAUCCUUUGCCCGAAGAGAUAGACGCAGGCAGCACAGAGGAGGAGAAGGUGUCCAAACGCAAGUUCCUGGAUGGGGAUGAGUUGACCCUCGCAGACUGCAACCUGCUGCCCAAACUUCACGUCGUCAAGAUCGUCACAAAGAAAUAUCGAAACUAUGAGUUCCCAGCAGAGAUGACUGGACUUUGGCGAUACCUGAAGAACGCCUACGCUCGGGACGAGUUUAUCAAUACUUGUGCCGCCGACAAAGAAAUUGAAAUCGCAUAUGCCGAUGUAGCCAAACGGCUCAGCAGAUCGUAAUCGAAAACCUACAAGACCAGAUUCUCCAAAGGAUUCCCGUUUCAUAUUCUUCUUUGUGAGGCCUUCAAAUACAUCUAAUAUAAUGCAUAAUAUAAUAUAAUUACA
This is a messenger RNA of Heteronotia binoei (common prickly gecko), 1297 nucleotides long. It is a transcript of the gene CLIC5, whose product is annotated as chloride intracellular channel 5. The coding region runs from base 14 to 1192 and encodes 392 amino acids. The record is from RefSeq and is a predicted model, not a curated record. Lineage: Eukaryota; Metazoa; Chordata; Lepidosauria; Squamata; Gekkonidae. The transcript is spliced from 6 exons.